Hordeum vulgare subsp. vulgare (domesticated barley) is the source of this 697-nucleotide messenger RNA. Its product is annotated as signal recognition particle 9 kDa protein. The coding region runs from base 154 to 465 and encodes 103 amino acids. Gene Ontology annotation, molecular function: 7S RNA binding. Gene Ontology annotation, cellular component: signal recognition particle, endoplasmic reticulum targeting. Gene Ontology annotation, biological process: negative regulation of translational elongation; SRP-dependent cotranslational protein targeting to membrane. The record is from RefSeq and is a predicted model, not a curated record. The transcript is spliced from 4 exons. NCBI's taxonomy places the organism in Eukaryota, Viridiplantae, Streptophyta, Magnoliopsida, Poales, Poaceae.
AAGUUCAGCCCCGAACCGGACCCAAGGGAGCAGUCUAGCGAACGCAGCCCUAUUCAAACCGCGGCAGACUCCUCCCAGCAAACCCCCCAGAUCCCGACGAGACCACGCCACACCGCGGCGAAGCCCUAGCCUCCGGCCAGCGCCGCCGCAGCGAUGGUGUACUUCGACUCCUGGGACGAGUUCGUUGACCGGUCCGUGCAGCUCUUCCGCGCCGACCCCAUCACCACUCGCUAUUGCAUGAAGUACCGGCACUGCGACGGGAAGCUCGUGCUCAAGGUCACCGACGACCGCGAGUGCUUGAAGUUUAAGACGGAUCAAGCUCAGGAUGCAAAGAAGAUGGAAAAGCUCAACAACAUCUUUUUCGCUCUCAUGACUCGUGGACCUGAUGCUGAUAUAAGCGAGGUUUCAGGGAAGGAACAGGCGGAGCAGCAGCAAUCAAAGAAGGGACGGGGCAGGAGGCAGUAGGAUCGCAACCGGGAGCGAGCGGUGGAUGGAUUUUUUGGUUGACUCCUGUUAGCCAUGUUACAUGCUGUAGUUGUGAAGACAAUGUGGGCCAUCAUUGGAUCCUUUUCCUGGUACAGAACUGCGAAGUACACUUACCCACACAAUCAUGGUUGACGAGACAGUCAAAUCUUUGACCGUCUUUGUGUUUUGUUGAUCAAUCAUGGUUGAUAAGACAAGCAAAUCUUUGACCGCC